GAACAUAUUUUUUUGCGUUGGCCUCGCAGUGUUCCUUCUAGCCAAUGGUCUGGACCCCUCCACUAUCAACCUCUAACAUCCUUUAGUCUCAUUCUAUCAUAAACUCUGACUUAGCCCAGCCGCAAUCCGUGGUGGUUUCUCGCAGAGGGAUCUAAUUCUUCUCACCUCAAUUAUCUUCUCCACGAGCUCCAUAUCUCACAGAGUAAUAUAUCGAUUAUUAGGAGUGUUACAUUGGUAUACAUCCCGCUGGUGGAGCUGUCGACCCUGAGAAUACGAUUUCGAAUCUGCUUGUCGACGGUGAGGGGCUAGCUAUGACGCAGUAGGUGGCUUACAAACUUCAUCUUUCGGACCUGCGACUGCGGACACCAACGACUUCGAUGCGAUCAUGAGCACUACCGUUCUUGGUGGCUUGCCAAAUGGCCAUCACAUAUCGCCUGAGCACGACGAACCUUCUCCUCCCCAGGACUAUACAAAUCAUGCAGAAGAUGAAGAGUAUAUCCGGCCGAUGUCUCCAUUACAAAUGCCUCCAGGGCAGAUCGAUGGCCUCGAAAGCAUCAAAGCUGAUACUCUCCUUUCAAGUCGAGGACAAUCUCCAAGAAGAGGGUCUAGGAAUAGCAGCCUGCUACACUUAGACAUUCUCAGCUUUCCUACUCCCGCACAACUAGCGAUGUCUGCCCUGCAGUACCUCCCUUAUCCACUAUUGGUAUUGGGAAGUCUGAAAACCCUGGUCAUGGCUAAUGAGGCUAUGGUGAGGCUUCUUGGUAUUGAAGACGAUGUCGAAGAAGAUACUGCGAGUGAUGACGGGAUGUCAAGCUUGGACAAGCUCCGUGGCCAAACGCUUAGUCAAUUGGGCAUUGAUAUGAUCCAAGAUGGAAGACCGGUCUGGGUGUCCUGGGAAUCUUUUCUUGAAAGUCUUGCCGACGACCUCGACACCACGGUAGAGGACGAUUCGCAACAAACGAUAUCAGAGAGUGGAGAAGGUGAUGCCACUCCAACUGCGGAAAGAGCAGAGCCUUGGAGCAGGAAAUCAGGCAAUAAUAAAAGCCAGUCGAUGGUACACGAUGCUGUCGUGGAAGUGAUUAUCACAAAAGAUGCGAUCUCGCAGAAGGUCUUCGCCAAGGCCAGGAAACCUGUCAAUUCCAAUCGGACGCCACACACGUUGGCAAAGAUGAUCAUCACCGUGUGGGAGAUUGGAGAUGAAAGGUAUUUUACCUUGACAUUCACAAGUACAGAGACUAGUCACAAUUCGACCAUGGCCGAGUCCAAGUUGCAGUCCAGGCACGUUACACGGGCAGCGAAGCAUCGGUCCCUAGGUUCUGCCGACUCAGGAUCCCAUUCCAGUCCGUCAUCUGUCAGCUCCGGCCGUAGCAGCUCUACUCAAGAUGGAAGUAGCACUUCAUCUGCUAUUACAAGUCCUACCAAUGCUUCCAUGUCCACAUCUCCGUUUCCUCCAUUAGGUCCACCAUCGAAGACUCCUCUUUCCAGUGGCCCGUCCGCCUUACAAAAGGUAGUUAUGAUGAAGGACGCCCUCCUAGACAAUACUACCGUACCAAUUAUAGCAAUGUGGAAAGAUGAGAGCUUAACAAUUCCAAACAAAGCUGCAAGAGACCUCUUCCAUCCGAAUGCGGACCUUAGUAACGUCAAAGAUGGUGUGGAUCUCGUUAGCAAAUGGCAUGUAUGGGACGAAACAUUUACAACCCGGUUGGAGCCUUCUGAGUAUCCAAUAUCGGUACUAGUCAAGACGCAAACACCAUUCUCAAGUCGGAAGAUUGGCAUAUUCGAUCCUACGACUGACAAGAAGAUUGUAUUUGAUGUCCUCGGCGAAGCCAUUCGAGAUGAGAAUACAGGCGAGUUCUUGGCUGGCAUUGUUACUUGUCGGGAUAUUACGAGUAUGACGCAGCAGAUCAAUGAUAUUAAAGAGAAGGAUGAGCAAAGGUUCCAACUCAUUUGCGAUAGUAUGCCUCAGAUGAUAUGGACAACGACGCCAGACGGAUUGCACGAUUGGUUCAGUCAAAGAUGGUAUGAUUACACUGGCUUGACAGAAGACGAGUCUCUCGGCAUGGGCUGGAAGUUACCAUUCCAUCCUGACGACAUGACAAGUACUGGGAAGAGGUGGACACACUCACUCGCUACAGGUGAUCCGUACAUGACAGAAUACCGAUGUAGAAGCAAGAGUGGGGAAUGGAGAUGGAUGCUCGGUCGAGCUUUGCCUAUGAGAAAUUCAAAGACCGGAGCAAUCGAGAAGUGGUUUGGGACCUGUACCGAUAUCCACGAGGCAGUGGAAAGCAGAUUUGCUGCCAAAAGAAUGCGCCAACAAUUGCUCUCAGUAAUUGCACACGCCCAAGUCACCCUCUUCUCGGUUGACAGACACCGGAAGAUAACAUUGCUCGAAGGAGCUUUCAUCUGGGAUCUAGAGAGUGAGAUCGGUUCUGGGGACGAAAGCAGCAAUGGCAGACCCACCAAAGGCGAAGAUUACAUUGGCAAGAAUGUCUAUGAUGUCUUCUACGCGACACAGAAUGGUCGUAGCCGAGAUGGUAUCCCCGAAUCUCUUCGUCCUAUCGAGGAUAUCCUCACCGGGAAAACGAUGGAAGAUGUGCAUGAGCACUGUAUCGAUAAUCGGUGGUACAGAACCAGAUUCAUUCCUGUCUUAGGCAAGAAGACCAACGGAGGGCAUGUCAAUGAAGCUUUCAUUGAUGGUGUCAUCGGUGUCAGCAUGGAUAUCACGGAGGUAAAAGAUCGAGAAACCGAACUGCAACUGCAAGAGAAAGAAAAUACGAGACUACUUGCAAAUGAAGCAGCUGCCAAAGAAGCUAGUCGCUUGAAGAGCCAAUUCCUUGCUAAUAUGUCACACGAAAUUCGUACUCCGAUCGCAGGUGUCAUCGGAAUGGCAGAACUACUUUCGGAUAUGGAUCUUGACGAAGAGCAACGAGAUUGCGCAGAGAACAUUCAGCGUUCCGCAAACGGAUUGCUCACAGUAAUCAAUGACAUCCUGGAUUUCUCCAAAGUAGAAUCCGGACGUCUGGACAUCGAGGAGGUGCAAUUCUCUCUUUCGGUGGUGGUCAAGGAUGUCAGUAAGAUGCUUGGAUUUGCCGCCGAGCGAAAGAAUCUUAUGUUCCAGUCUGACAUCACUGUUGGGGUGGAGAAAGAUCUGAUCGUGAUGGGUGAUCCUGGUCGAGUGCGACAGAUCAUUACGAAUUUACUUACAAACAGUAUCAAAUUCACCAGUGAAGGGUACGUUAAAUUCUCGGUCCUCAAGGAGAGUGAGACUGCAGAUACCUUCGAAGUCAAGUUCGUGGUUGAAGACACUGGUAUCGGAAUCGAAGAAGAAGUCCGGAAACGCUUGUUCAAACCCUUCAGUCAAGCAGACUCAUCCACAGCAAGACGAUUUGGAGGAACGGGUCUCGGUCUAACAAUCAGCAAGAACCUUGUUGAUUUAAUGCAUGGUCGAAUCCAACUAGAGUCAAGUCUAGGCAGUGGUACCACAGCAACAUUCUGGAUCCCAUUCAACAAGCCUCAGUUCCAUGACGGAGCUGCCCUCAUCGAUAUUGGAAGCCUCCCAGACCGAUUACAAUCCGAGAUGAGCGUGUCCUGCAAUAGUUCAGACUACGAACAAGCAGUUGGCACCCCACCUAUGCAAAGCCCCAUCGAUCCUCAUAAACAUCGCCACCACAAACCCAGCUCUAUUAGUAUGAUUCCACCCGCAGCUCCAGAAUUCGAGCUAUCCCCAGCCGAACGAGCGAACAUCAAAAUCUUGCUCGUCGAAGACAAUGCAAUCAACCAACAGAUCGCCCUCAAGACCAUCAAAAAACUAGGCUUUGUUGUAAACGCAGUCUGGAACGGCAAAGAAGCUCUCGACUACCUCCUCGCAGCCGAUAAACCCAACGCCCCACACCCAAAACCCGACAUAAUCCUCAUGGACGUUCAAAUGCCCAUUAUAGACGGCUACAAAGCCACUCAUCUUCUCCGCCAUCACACACCUUACAACGUCCUCUGCCGUAAUAUACCUAUCGUAGCUAUGACCGCCUCUGCCAUCCAAGGCGAUAGAGAAAAGUGCAAGAAAGCAGGCAUGGAUGAUUAUCUAGCUAAACCAGUAAAGGGUAAGACGUUGGAGAAAAUGCUGGUCAGAUGGGCACUCAGUAGGCGGAUUCCUAGGACGCCUGGGGAGAACGGUAGUAUUGGAUAUGAGUUUGAUGGAUCAGAUUGCUCUGAGCCUGGAGAGCAUAAUUGUGGCACAGCAGCAGUACCGAUGUUUGGACAGGGCAAGAAAACUGCGAAACCAAAGACAGAAGAAAAGAAGCCAGAGGUCUUGCAACCUUCAAGACCGAGCAUGAGCCAGCGCCAGAAAUCCCAUACCUUAACACUGCCGGGAACUGAAAGUGAAGGAGAUAGGGUGGAGAGGAGAGAAGAGGCAGAGGAGAAAGCAACAGCGUUGAGAGACGAGAAACUUGUGGAGGCGGCGGCCGGACAUCCUGGGGAAAGAGUCGUAGGACCAGUGCAAGUCGAGGACCUGGGACAGAGAUUGACUGUUGAAAAUGUGGGGAAAUUAGACAGGGAAGUAGGAUUUCAGGGAAAGACGAAAACGAAAGGAGGCAGAAGUCCCAGGGGCGAGUAUCUUAGGCGGAAUUUGAGUGUUGAGGGCGAAGCAGGCGCGAAUAGGCCAAAGUUAGAGAGGAGGGCUAUGGAUUCCGAGAGGACUGUUACGGGGCGUGAUAAGGAAUGAAGAGCUUAAUCAUGACGUGAUGAGGUUUUGGUUUGGUUGGAGUCAAGGGAU
Molecule: messenger RNA, 4771 nt
Organism: Mollisia scopiformis
Lineage: Eukaryota; Fungi; Ascomycota; Leotiomycetes; Helotiales; Mollisiaceae
Exons: 4
Coding region: 386-4720 (1444 amino acids)
Biological process (GO): phosphorelay signal transduction system; phosphorylation
Molecular function (GO): phosphorelay sensor kinase activity; protein binding
Source: RefSeq, a predicted model, not a curated record